Babesia microti strain RI is the source of this 1401-nucleotide messenger RNA. RefSeq names its product conserved Plasmodium protein, unknown function. Lineage: Eukaryota; Apicomplexa; Aconoidasida; Piroplasmida; Babesiidae. Bases 1 to 1401 code for a protein of 466 amino acids. The transcript is spliced from 7 exons. The record is from RefSeq and is a predicted model, not a curated record.
AUGAGUAGGAAUCCCUGGAUACACAUCCCUAUUUUACCAGAAUUUCUUAAUGUACGCAGUCAUGGUCCUGAUAAAAUUAUCAAAACCCUGCAACAUAUGGCAAUUCGACGUAUUACUGACAUAAAUCUGUUGGAAGAUGCAUCGGAAACUUUUUUUGAAGCCUCCGACCGUCUUUAUCCCUUGCAACUUUUGAAGGGGCUUAACUCUUUCUAUAAGCUUAGGUAUUCAAAUGAAGCUAUUUUAUCCUCAGUGAUAGGGAGGAUUGAAGAUUUGCUACCGAUAAAUCCUCCUUCUUCAAAGCGAAUACUUGAUUUACUUACCAUUUUUAGUAGACUUAACAUUUGCCACCCAGGGGCCAUAGAACCUUUGAUUGCUAAUUUGGAACUUAAAAUUCAAGACAUAGAAAAUGAAUUGAGUUUCGCCAUCUCUUCGUUAUCACAAUUACUUGUACAUAAUGAAAAGACAAUCAAUUUACUGGCAGCUCAAGCUAUUUUAACCCAAAAUAACCACCAUUUAUAUAGUACAUUUGAAGCAUUCAGUAGACACGGUAUAAAAAAUGAAGAGUUGCAAAAUGCAGUAGUUUCUUUAAUGCGUAAUAACAAAGAUAUUUCCAUUAAAAGUAAAAUUAAAUUACUUUCUGCAUUUAAUCGUAUUGGAUGCACUGAUUUUGACUACUUUAGGGGCGACAUAGAAAAGUGUAUUGGCGAUAACCCAGAUAUGUUAAUACAAAUAUCAUUAUGGUUGAACUACUACCGAUUGUCUAUUAGCAAUUUAAAUGUAAAACUCAAUCUUAUAUCUGAUGAGUCUCUACCAUUUCAGCUAUUAUUAUUGGUUCAGAUAUUAGAUGAAUCACAUAAAACGGAAUUGAUGCAACAGGCACAUAGACUAUCAAAGUUAAUCCACCAUCUCCAUACACCUACAUCUGUCCUACAAUGUCUACAGAUGUGCGUGUUUUCGGAAGUUAAGUGGAGCAAUGGUGGGGUUUUAACUGAAGCUGAUCGCAGUACAUUAAGUGGUAUGUGUAACCAUGCACUGGAAACACUUAACAAUUGGGUAUGGGCUCUAACUAUAUCUGAGCAAAGAAUGCUGUUGGACGUACUAUUAUAUCUAAAAACUUCCAGCACUUUAAAUGUAAAUUUAGAUAGAUUCACUGAAUAUGUUAACGUACCAUCGCUUCUGCCAUUAUUCCCACCUACGCUCAAAUUUGACGAUUUGGAUAUUAUACAAAUAGGAUCCAAAAGUUAUAUGAGUGAAGGAGAUAAAAUCCACUUUUAUCACACUGAACGGGAUCGCUAUGUAGUUGUUGGAAGUAACACUAGCCAGUUAAGUUUGCGACAUUUGGUUACUAUAAGGAACAUUAAUUCAUUGGGCAAUUAUAUAUUAAAGGAGGAAUUCACGUAA